Molecule: messenger RNA, 1272 nt
Organism: Rhipicephalus sanguineus (brown dog tick)
Lineage: Eukaryota; Metazoa; Arthropoda; Arachnida; Ixodida; Ixodidae
Exons: 3
Coding region: 119-1183 (354 amino acids)
Source: RefSeq, a predicted model, not a curated record
AACAGUCGGCGCUGAAAGGUUGCAGGUGAAGCCAAGCCAAGCAAUCAAGUGUGUGUUUUUAGUGGCAUCGUUGUUGCAGUGUGUUUUGCUAGUUUUGCUCUUCGUUGCCGUUAGCGCUAUGCCGCGAAGCAUACUGCAAGACCAUUUGCUUCUCUCUGAGCUAAAAUGGUCAGAGAUAGAAGAUCUCUUAGCACUAGAGGUGUUAGGCGAGACUCGCCGUGACCCACUCUCCUUCCGUGGCCUGCUAAACAUCGACGCCAUGGACAACGGCAUGUUCAGGACAUGUUUUCGUUUUGAGAAAGAGGACGUACCGAAGCUGCGAGUAGCCUUGCGCAUUCCGGAAACGGUUAUGACUGCUCAAAGAGUGCCGAUCCCUGGAGACGAAGCCCUCUGCAUUACGCUUCGGCGGCUGGCAUACCCAAACCGACUAAAGGACCUUGAGAACUUCUUCGGCCGACAUAGUUCGACGAUAUCGUCCUUGACGAUAGAGGUGCUGAGGCACAUUGAUGAGAAAUUCUUCCACCUGCUGGACGAUGUGAAUAACCACAGCUGGCUGACCAUCGACAUGCUGGAGAAUUUCUCGAAGGCCAUUUACGCUAAAGGAGCCCCACUUACCAACUGCUGGGGCUUCAUUGAUGGCACUGCGCGUGCUAUAUGCCGACCAACCAGGCAGCAGCAGCUGUACUUUAGCGGGCACAAAAGAUUUCAUGCCCUGAAGUAUCAGUCAAUAAUGUGCCCGAAUGGCAUCAUUUGCCAAUUGGAUGGAUGUUAUCCAGGCAGCAAGCACGAUGCUGGCAACUUUGGCAACAGCCAGGCAUACACAAAGCUGGAAAAGCUCGUGCAGGGACACCACUACUGCCUCUACGGGGACCCUGCUUACCCAAUGCGGCCACUACUGUUGAAACCUUACGGCGGUGCAUCUUUGACACCGGAGCAAUGCGCGUUUAACAAGGCAAUGAGCAGCGUGAGGCAGGCCGUGGAAUGGGGCUUCGGAAAAAUUUCUGGACUCUUUGCCUUUGUAGAUUUCAAAAAAAACCAGAAGAUCUUCCGCCAGAAUGUUGCAAGGAUGUACAAAGCGAGUGCAUUGCUGGCAAACUGCCAUACUUGCCUGUAUGGUGCACAGGUCUCGCAAUACUUUGACCUGCAACCACCAUCCUUGGAAGUGUACCUGAAUGCCCGUUAACUUUAGUGACAGCUUGCAAUGUGGCACUGGUGAAUACCUUUGCUUAUUAAAAGAAUAAAGUGUGCAACAAACCACUUUUUUAUUAUUCA